AUGUCGUUGCCCCGUAUAGCCAGCACGGCCACCCGGCAUCGUGCCCUGCACAUCCCACGAGUCGCCGCCGCAACACCCCGUUCCAUCCCAUCAACACCACCCUCCCGAUCCCUCCUCCGCCACUACCGCCCCGCCUCGAUAACAGCAGGUCAACGACGAGCCUUCUCCAACACCGUGCGAAGACGCUUUGCUACAGUUGACGACUCUCUCGAAGCCCUCCACCAGGACCGAGAAUCAGAUGAAGUCGAUGUCUGCAUUGUCGGUGGCGGACCUGCGGGUCUAUCAGCAGCCAUUCGAUUGAAACAACUCGCCAACGAGGCAGGGAAUGAGGACUUUCGAGUGCUGUUGUUAGAGAAGGCUGGGGACUUGGGUGACCACAUCGUCAGUGGCAAUGUCAUCGAGCCAUCUGCGCUUGAUGAGCUACUCCCAGACUGGAACUCAGAGGACAACCCGAACCGAUAUGGAGACAUCACGCCGGCGACGCAGGAUAAGAUGCGCUUCUUGACAAAGUCGAGCUCGGUGUGGCUGCCUCCGCCUCCGCAGAUGAACAAUCAUGGCAACUACAUCAUAAGUCUGAACCAGUUCUGCAAGUGGUUGGGUGAGCGCGCAGAGGAGAUUGGUGUGGAGAUCUUCCCAGGUUUCGCUGCGUCGGAAGUGUUGUACACGAAGGAGGGGGCGGUCAAGGGUGUGGCGACGAACGAUCUGGGCAUAAGUCGGGAAGGCAAGCCGAAGGAGUCGUUCGAGAGGGGUAUGGAGUUUCAUGCGCGGUGCACAUUGCUGGCGGAGGGGUGUCAUGGGAGCUUGACAAAGGGUGUGAUCAAGAAGUACGAUCUCCGGCGAGACAGCGACCCGCAGACGUACGGUCUCGGGCUGAAGGAGGUAUGGGAGAUUGAUCCCGAGAAGUGGCAGAAGGGCCUCGUAGUACACUCAAUGGGCUAUCCACUGCCCUCAGACACCUACGGAGGCGGCUGGAUGUACCACUUCGGCGACAACCUCGUCUCGAUUGGCCUGGUCGUUGGCUUGGACUACCCUAACCCCUGGAUGGCCCCGUACGGAGAAUUCCAGAAGAUGAAGCAACACCCCCUCUACAGGAAAUACCUCGAAGGCGGUAAAUGCAUCUCCUACGGUGCUCGCGCUCUCAACGAAGGCGGCUACCAAUCCAUCCCCAAGUGCGCGUUCCCCGGUGGUGCAUUGAUAGGCGAUACAGCCGGCUUCCUCAAUCUUCCGAAAAUCAAAGGCACCCACACUGCCAUGCGCUCAGGCAUGCUGGCCGCCGAAGCUGCGUUCCCUGCACUCGCCGAAACGAAAGAUAGCGAAGGCGCCGUUUUCUUGUACGACUACGAGGACAAACUCCGCAACAGCUCCAUCUGGAAGGAACUGAAGCAAGUCCGCAACAUGCGACCAUCCUUCCACACACCCUUAGGAAUCUACGGCGGUAUCGCAUACUCCGGCCUCGAAGCGUACGUCCUGCGUGGACAUGAACCCUGGACUUUCAAACACCACAAAGGCGAUCACGCUGCGACGAAGCUGGCGGACGACUGCAAGAAGAUCGAAUACCCCAAGCCGGAUGGAGAGGUGACGUUCGACAUCCUGACGAGCGUGAGUCGGACAGGGACGAACCACGAAGAAGAUCAGCCGGUUCACCUGCAGGUGGCGGAUUGGGACAAGCAUGCGGAGAUGGAGUAUCCGAAGUACAAGGGUAUUGAGAACCGCUUCUGUCCGGCGGGCGUGUAUGAGUAUGUCGAGGAUGAGAGCAAGGAGUUGGGGGUGAGGUUUCAGAUUAAUCAUCAGAACUGCAUUCACUGCAAGACGUGCGAUAUCAAGGUUCCGGACCAGGACAUCAACUGGCAGACGCCGCAGGGUGGUGAGGGGCCGAAGUACGUUCUGACUUGA
Messenger RNA from Saxophila tyrrhenica, 1893 nucleotides. RefSeq lists its product as uncharacterized. Gene Ontology annotation, cellular component: mitochondrial inner membrane. The record is from RefSeq and is a predicted model, not a curated record. Gene Ontology annotation, molecular function: iron-sulfur cluster binding; excinuclease ABC activity; electron-transferring-flavoprotein dehydrogenase activity. Bases 1 to 1893 code for a protein of 630 amino acids. Gene Ontology annotation, biological process: electron transport chain. The transcript is spliced from 2 exons. NCBI's taxonomy places the organism in Eukaryota, Fungi, Ascomycota, Dothideomycetes, Mycosphaerellales, Extremaceae.